GCCAACUGAUUGACAACUGACAAUUGCGUUCAAUUGACAAUGGUCUGUUCGAUUGAAUAUUAAGUUCGUUUUGAUUUCAAACACUAAAUUUCUUGUUUCAUUAAUUGAUAGAAUUGUUUGUCCGAGUUGAUCGUUUAUAGUAACCCCUCGAAUUAAUAAUUACAAACGCACGAAUAGCAACUUUCCAAUGUGUCGUUAUAAUUAAUUAAUUGACAAUAAAAAAUGAAAAUCCUAAAAGACAAACUGUUGUCCGAAUCUCAACUGAGACGUCUCGGAGAGCACCAGUAUUCGUGCCAGUCGGUGAGUCUGUGCGAUAGUAUCCUGCAGCCUUACUGGAAUUGGCUUGUACUCAAAAUGCCUAUUUGGCUAGCUCCCAACCUCCUCACAAUCCUCGGAUUGAUUACCAACAUCUUUACUGCUCUUCUAUUAAUUGCGUUUUCGCCAGAUGCCAAAGCAGAGGCACCAAGAUGGACAUGUGCUCUAUGCGCUGUAGGUUUAUUUGUCUACCAAAGUCUUGAUGCCAUUGAUGGUAAACAAGCAAGACGCACUGGCAGCGCUAAUCCAUUGGGAGAAUUGUUUGACCAUGGAUGUGAUUCGAUUUCUACUGUAUUUGUGGCCUUGUCUGCCUGCACUGCUGUCCAGCUGGGUAACUAUCCAGCAUGGAUGUUCUUCCAGUGUUUUUGUGCAAUGACACUGUUUUAUUGUGCUCAUUGGCAGACAUACGUCUCAGGCACUUUGCGGUUUGGCAAAGUGGAUGUAACAGAAGCUCAAAUCACAAUAAUGGGUAUUUUGUUGAUAUCAGCAAUAUUUGGCCCCAGUGUGUGGUCCACAAAAGUAUUCGGACUCAAUGUGGUGCAAUUAGUGAGCACCGUGUUCUACUUAGGAUACGCACGCGUGAUAUUAGAUUUUAAAGCGAACAUGCUAAAAGGAGGCAAAGGGAAAAACGGUUCCACAGUUGCUAUUCCAAUAGUGGACAUGGAAGUGAAAAUAUUUUCGGCGGGUGUUAUCUGCGUUGUUGCCGCUUUUCUGGCUCGAGUUCAAUUUUUGGUAAUUUUUAACGGCGGCGCUGGCAAAAACGGAUCGACUGUGGCUGGCACUAGCGUUUUAUCCCCGGUCAUACCCAUCGUACUAGUAGUAUUGCCGGCUUUCAUAAUAUACAAAAAGUCAGUGCAGCAAAUUUACGAGACCCAUCCAGUGUUGUACAUCCUAACAUUCGGAUUGGUAGCGGCGAAGGUCACAAAUCGACUGGUGGUAGCGCAUAUGACAAAAAGCGAGAUGCAUAUGUGGGACUAUUCGUUGGUGGGACCGGCUAUGUUAUUCUUCAAUCAAUAUUUUAAUACGUUUAUUAACGAAUAUAUCAUCUUAUGGCUGGCCUUGGUGUGGGUAACCUUGGAUUUAGUAGUGUACUGCUAUAGAGUUUGCCAGGAGAUUUGCAAAUACCUCGGGGUGGAAUUGUUCAGCAUUCCUUACCCAGGCAAGCCCGCGAAAAACAUCAGCGAGAGCACGCAAUUGUCCGAUCGAAACGAGUCGGUUGGACUAAACGGAAACAGCAAGGAGUCCAGAUUUGACCCCGGUGUACUUUUUUUAUGGGGCACAUUGAAAGAUAUGGUUCACAAAGAUAAACCGUCAACAGUUUUGGAAGUGCAGAAACGAGUUCGCUCGGCAAUACACUAUCUGAAUGAAACCAAUUACGUCUCAAAUGCCAUAUACCAUUUAUAAAUAGCAUGUCCUACUUGUAUUCCUCAAAACGGUGGACAUAUUCAAAACCUAAUUUAAUUAAUUUUACUUGUAAGUAAUAUGCAUUAGUAGCUAGGGUUAUGGUUAUUUUUUGUAAUCAUUUCGCAUAGACAUUUGAACGUAGUUAUAAGCAAUUUGCAAUACCAUUUAUAAAUAGCAUGUAAGCAUUAAUUUUCCUUGUAUGUAAUAUGCAUUAGUAGCUAGGGUUAUUUUUUUGUAAUCAUUUCGCAUAGACAUUUAAACGUAGCAAUGAGCAAUUUGCCAAAUUUAGCAACAUUGUGCAAAGCUUAAUAUUCUAUUUUUAAUAUGACUUCUUAACAAUGCUCUAAAAUGGUUGUGAUCAAAUUGAUAAUUCUUCUCUUGAUUAAAUCUUAUACCCAGUUUUUAAUUUUGUCUGCCAAUUUUACCAAAUCGGUAAGUCAGAGACCCGUACUGUAUUAUACAAUUGAAAUUGCUAUUAAAGUAACUAUUCGAAAAUCCAAUCAUAUAUCAAGUUCUUGUUGAAAUGUUACUAAAUUUAGUAUUUUGCCCCGUUUGAACUGAUUGAACAUACAAAUAGAACUAAUAUAUUUCUGAAACGUUAUUAUAGUAUUGGCCAAUUUUUUCUUUAGUAUGUUGCUACGCCUUCAGAUAGCCAUUUUUACUAUGAAAUAUUGUGAAGUAUUUCCUAUUUCCAAAUUUGAAUAAGUGAUUAUUUUUCUAUAAUUUAAAAUUCACGUUGGGGAGAUUUUAGUUGUUGUGUUGUCGUCUGCGUCGUCUUUAAUUGGGUGUCUCAUUUGAGAAAAUUGAGAAAAGUAUCAUUUUAAAUUAUUUUAAAUUUGCUCAUUGCCAAAAGAAAAGUACUAUUUUCGUAAAAAUAAUGGAUGGAAAAAAGAUUUAAAAGAUAAUAAGCUAACCAACAAUGUUGGUUUAAACAUAACCCGAAUUCUGAAGAUAACCGCUAAUAAGUUCGAAACGGUGCAUCACAGACCCAUACUCAUAUAUGUCGUUGAAUUUGUCUUGAAAGGACUAUCCAAAAAUGCCAUAAGAUGUAGGGUGCUCUAUUUUUAAAAAAUAUAACUUUGUUUUACCACCCUGUAUAUAAAAAAGUGACGAUUAGAAAAAAAAGGGUAUGUUUCGAGAUAAAGUAUACCGCAUGGAAAGUUUUUUCAGUUUCAUUCGUAAACUUCGCAUCGACAUUGACCCACCACUAAUAUUUGAGACAGUUUCGAAGAUAAUUUUGAAUAUAUAGAGUGAUUCCCAAUUAUAAUGGGGAAACUUAACAGUGUAUUCAGCAGAUAUGCAUAAGUAAAAAAGUUCUUAUAAAAUUAUGAUUUAUUUCUUCAAAAAUUGAAAAUAUAAAUAUGAACGAAAAUAUAUAUAUUUUUAAUGACCAAAUAACACACUUUUUUCCACUACUAUAUAUUUAUGCGAAUCAAGUAAGCAGUUCGCGUGAAAAUUAACUUUGAAAUUGACCCCACUUUUAGUGACGCAUUAAUUUAAUACAGCUACUAGAGAUAUAGAGUCCCUGCCUGUGCCGAUUUAUAAAACAAUUACAACAAAAAAUGUUGAUGUCUGUUUAACGUACGCAUGCGCGGCAUUUAAAAAUCUCAUUUUUAACCAAAGACCUUGCGGCAUUCAACAACCAACAUGCCCGAUAAAAAAUUUAUUAAUAAGUCUGGAUCAUUCCCAUCUCUACCUGCCUGUGGGGCAUCAAUUUUUACCAUAGUGGUGUCACUAUAUUAUCUACUAGCUAUAUGAUUAAUUUUAAAGCAUUUAAAAUGUUUUUGGGACUUUUUUUUGUAAAUUGUUAUUGAACCAUGUUGUCAGGUAAAUGCAAAUUUAUUUUGUAAAAGUUAGGUUUAUUUUUUCUAACCCUACCUCUAUUCACAUUCAGCUUCACAUUGAUUAAAUUUAGUUUUUAAAGUCGUUGGUGCUCUUCGGUUAAACGAAUUUAACAAAUAUCAUAAACAAAAAUGGCUCAUAGCGUUUAUAUAUAAAACAAUUUGCAUUACAAUACUAACCAAACCUAACCCAUAUUUUAUGAUACAACUUG
Molecule: messenger RNA, 3772 nt
Organism: Cylas formicarius (sweet potato weevil)
Lineage: Eukaryota; Metazoa; Arthropoda; Insecta; Coleoptera; Brentidae
Gene: bbc
Product: cholinephosphotransferase 1
Exons: 9
Coding region: 223-1719 (498 amino acids)
Biological process (GO): phosphatidylethanolamine biosynthetic process
Cellular component (GO): endoplasmic reticulum membrane; Golgi apparatus
Molecular function (GO): diacylglycerol cholinephosphotransferase activity; ethanolaminephosphotransferase activity
Source: RefSeq, a predicted model, not a curated record